Molecule: messenger RNA, 3762 nt
Organism: Elephantulus edwardii (Cape elephant shrew)
Lineage: Eukaryota; Metazoa; Chordata; Mammalia; Macroscelidea; Macroscelididae
Gene: ABCB1
Product: ATP-binding cassette, sub-family B (MDR/TAP), member 1
Exons: 26
Coding region: 1-3762 (1253 amino acids)
Biological process (GO): transmembrane transport
Cellular component (GO): membrane
Molecular function (GO): ABC-type transporter activity; ATP hydrolysis activity; ATP binding
Source: RefSeq, a predicted model, not a curated record
AUGCCUCUUUCAAGUUUUUCAGUUUUUCGAUAUUCAAAUUGGCUUGAUAAGUUGUAUAUGUUGCUGGGGACUCUGGCCGCCGUCAUCCACGGAGCUGCACUCCCUCUCAUGAUGCUGGUUUUUGGAGAUAUGACAGAUAGCUUUGCAGACAUGGGAAAUCAAAACAUGAGCCUUUUGCUACCAAAUGAAAGUUAUGGAAACUCUACCUUUAAUCCCUUCGAAAAUCUGGAAGAAGAGAUGACCAGAUAUGCCUAUUAUUACAGUGGAAUUGGUGCUGGUGUGCUUGUUGCUGCCUAUAUUCAGGUUUCAUUUUGGUGCCUGGCAGCUGGAAGACAAGUACACAGAAUUAGAAAACAAUUUUUUCACGCCAUUAUGCGACAGGAGAUAGGCUGGUUUGAUGUGCAUGAUGUGGGAGAACUUAACACCCGGCUUAUAGAUGAUGUCUCCAAAAUUAAUGAAGGAAUUGGUGAUAAAAUUGGAAUGUUCUUUCAGUCUAUAGCAGCAUUUUGCACUGGUUUCAUAGUAGGAUUCACUCGUGGUUGGGAGCUGACCCUUGUGAUUCUGGCCAUCAGUCCUGUUCUCGGGCUAUCAGCUGCUGUCUGGGCAAAGAUUUUAUCUUCAUUUACGGACAAAGAACUCUUGGCAUAUGCAAAAGCUGGAGCAGUAGCUGAAGAGGUUUUAGCAGCAAUUAGAACUGUGAUUGCAUUUGGAGGACAAAAGAAAGAACUGGAAAGGUACAACAAAAAUUUAGAGGAAGCUAAAAGAAUUGGGAUAAAGAAAGCUAUUACAGCUAACAUUUCUAUUGGUGCUGCUUUCCUGUUGAUCUAUGCGUCCUAUGCACUGGCUUUCUGGUAUGGGACCACAUUGGUCCUCUCAGAAAAAUAUUCUAUUGGGAAAGUACUUACUGUUUUCUUUUCUGUACUGAUUGGAGCUUUCAGUAUUGGGCAGGCAUCGCCAAGCAUCGAAGCAUUUGCAAACGCAAGAGGAGCAGCUUAUGAAGUCUUCAGGAUCAUUGAUAAUGAGCCAGGCAUUGACAGCUAUUCAGAAAAUGGACACAAACCAGAUAAUAUUAAAGGAAAUUUGGAGUUCAGAAAUGUUCACUUUAGUUACCCAUCUCGAAAAGAAGUUAAGAUCUUGAAGGGUCUCAACCUGAAGGUUCAGAGUGGACAGACAGUGGCCCUGGUUGGCAACAGUGGCUGUGGGAAAAGUACCACAGUUCAGCUGAUGCAGAGGCUCUAUGACCCCACAGAAGGAACGGUCAGUAUCGAUGGCCAGGACAUUAGGACUAUUAAUGUGAGAUAUCUGCGGGAAAUUACUGGUGUAGUGAGUCAGGAACCUGUGUUAUUUGCCACCACUAUAGCUGAAAACAUUCGCUAUGGCCGUGAAGAUGUCACCAUGGAUGAAAUUGAGAAAGCUGUCAAAGAAGCCAAUGCCUAUAACUUUAUCAUGAAACUGCCUCAGAAAUUUGACACGUUGGUUGGGGAAAGAGGGGCCCAGCUCAGUGGAGGACAGAAACAGAGAAUUGCCAUUGCAAGAGCACUAAUCCGAAACCCCAAAAUCCUUCUCCUGGAUGAGGCCACGUCAGCUUUGGACACAGAAAGUGAAGCUGUGGUUCAGGAGGCCCUUGAUAAGGCUAGAGAAGGGCGAACCACGAUUGUGAUAGCACAUCGUUUGUCUACGGUCCGAAAUGCUGAUGUCAUCGCUGGUUUUGACGACGGGGUCAUUGUGGAGAAAGGAAAUCAUGAUGAGCUCAUGAAAGAGAAAGGCAUUUAUUUCAAACUUGUCACUAUGCAGACAAAAGGAAAUGAAAUUGAAGAAGAAAGUACAACUAGUGACUCUGAAAGUGAUGCCUUGGAAAUGUCUCCAAAAGACUCAGAAUCUAGUCUCCUUAGAAGAAAAUCAACUCGCAAGAGUGUCCGUUCUCCACAAACCCAAGAUGGAAACCUUAAUACAACUGAAGAGGGCCUGGAUGAAAGUGUACCCCCAGUUUCCUUUUGGAGAAUCAUGAAGCUCAAUACAACAGAAUGGCCUUACUUUGUGGUUGGUAUCAUCUGUGCCAUUAUUAAUGGAGGUCUGCAACCAGCAUUUUCAGUAAUAUUUUCAAGGAUUAUUGGGCUUUUUACAGAACCUGGUACUAAUGAAGAAAAACGGCGCCAAAGUGAUUUGUUUUCACUAUUAUUUCUAGCCCUUGGCAUUAUUUCUUUCAUUACAUUUUUCCUUCAGGGCUUCACUUUUGGCAAAGCUGGAGAGAUCCUCACCAAACGACUCCGAUACAUGGUUUUCAAGUCCAUGCUGAGACAGGAUGUGAGUUGGUUUGAUGACCCUAAAAACACCACAGGAGCACUGACCACCAGACUUGCCAAUGAUGCUGCUCAAGUGAAAGGGGCUACCGGUUCCAGGCUUGCUGUAAUUGCCCAGAAUAUAGCAAACCUUGGGACAGGCAUUAUUAUAUCCUUAAUCUACGGCUGGCAACUAACCCUUUUACUUCUGGCAGUUGUGCCCCUCAUUGCCAUUGCAGGAGUUAUUGAAAUGAAAAUGUUGUCUGGACAAGCGCUGAAAGACAAAAAAGAGCUUGAAGGUGCUGGGAAGAUUGCCACUGAAGCAAUAGAAAACUUCCGAACUGUUGUUUCUCUGACUCGGGAGCAAAAGUUUGAAUAUAUGUAUGCACACAAUUUGCAGGUACCAUACAGAAACUCUUUGAGGAAAGCACAAGUCUUUGGCAUCACGUUUUCCAUCACUCAGGCUAUCAUGUACUUCUCCUAUGCUGCCUGCUUCCGAUUUGGCGCCUAUUUGGUGUCUCGCCAGAUCAUGCCAUUUCAGGAUGUUCUUUUGGUAUUUUCCGCUAUUGUCUUUGGUGCUAUGGCAGUUGGGCAAGUCAGUUCCUUCGCUCCUGAUUAUGCCAAAGCCAAAGUCUCUGCAUCCCACAUCAUCAAAAUCAUUGAGCAAGUCCCCCUGAUUGACAGCUACAGCACAGGCGGCCUGAAGCCAGAUAAAUUGGAAGGAAACGUGACAUUCAAUGAAGUUGUAUUCAACUACCCUACGCGGCCAGACAUCCCUGUGCUCCAGGGCCUGAACCUCCAGGUGAAGAAGGGCCAGACCCUGGCCCUGGUGGGCAGCAGUGGCUGCGGGAAGAGCACGGUGGUGCAGCUCAUUGAGCGGUUCUACGAUCCCAAGGCUGGGACAGUGGUAAUUGAUGACAGAGACAUAAAGGAACUGAAUGUGCAGUGGCUGCGAGCCCACAUGGGUAUUGUGUCUCAGGAGCCCAUCCUGUUUGACUGCAGCAUUGGUGAGAACAUCGCCUAUGGUGACAACAGCCGGGUCGUGUCACAGGAGGAGAUUAUGAGGGCAGCCAAGGAGGCCAACAUACACCCCUUCAUCGAGACUCUGCCUAACAAAUAUGACACCAAAGUAGGAGACAAAGGCACUCAGCUCUCAGGUGGCCAGAAGCAGCGUAUCGCCAUCGCUCGUGCCCUUGUCAGACAGCCUCAUAUUUUACUUUUGGAUGAAGCUACAUCUGCUCUGGAUACAGAAAGUGAAAAGGUUGUCCAAGAGGCCCUGGACAAAGCCAGAGAAGGGCGCACCUGCAUCGUGAUUGCUCACCGGCUUUCCACCAUCCAGAGCGCGGACCUCAUCGUGGUGUUUCAGAACGGCAAGGUCAAGGAGCAAGGCACACACCAGCAGCUGCUGGCGCAAAAGGGCAUCUACUUCACCAUGGUCAAUGUUCAGACUGGAGGAAAGCGUUCCACAGCUAAGGCCCCAUGA